Molecule: messenger RNA, 1380 nt
Organism: Penicillium odoratum
Lineage: Eukaryota; Fungi; Ascomycota; Eurotiomycetes; Eurotiales; Aspergillaceae
Product: FAD-binding oxidoreductase
Exons: 3
Coding region: 1-1380 (459 amino acids)
Molecular function (GO): oxidoreductase activity; FAD binding
Source: RefSeq, a predicted model, not a curated record
AUGGACAUAACCUGGAGAGACUCCGCCACUAAGGAGGCUUAUGAAGAAGCCCGUAUCGGUCGCGUCUUCAAUCACCGCCGCCCCUCGCGGUUUCCCCUAGCCGUCGUGAAGGCGACUAGCGAAGAUGACAUUGUCAAAGCUGUUCAGAUGGCAGUGGAGAUGAAUUGUCGCGUUGCUGUUCGAUCGGGAGGACAUUCAUGGGCGGCAUGGAGUGUCCGCGACAAUUCUAUUCUGAUUGAUCUUGGGAAUUACAAAAAGGUGGAGGUGGAUCCGGAGAAUAGAAUGGCACGAGCAACACCCAGUAUGACUGGCCGUGAACUCAAUUCUGUUCUGGUCAAGGACCACGGGUUGAUGUUUCCUGGUGGUCAUUGUCCGGACGUAGGGUUGGGUGGGUUCUUGCUUCAGGGUGGCAUGGGUUGGAACUGUCGGAACUGGGGGUGGGCAUGCGAGAGAGUCAUGGGCUUGGAUGUUGUUACCGCCGAGGGCGAAUUGAUUCAUUGCAAUUCGACUCAGAAUCAAGAUAUGUAUUGGGCGGCUCGCGGAGCUGGACCUGGCUUCCCGGGUGUUGUCACCAAGUUCCAUCUCAGCUUAAACCCGUACCCAAAGAAAGGCGGCUUCCGAUCCUCCGGUUAUUUCUACCCUAUCAGUCUAUACAGAAAGGCUUUCGACUGGGUUAUAUCAAUUACGGAAACCUUCGAUAACGACACCGAAAUCGCCGCGGUCGCGCAAUACGCAGAAGGCUCUGAUGAAAUGAGUCUCUUUAUUCUUUUCGUUGUUAUGAAAGAUACCCCCGAAGAGGCAGAGAAGGCACUCCGCCAAGCACAAGAGACUCGCCCCGAGGGGACCCUUAAUGAAUGGUUCUGUAAGGAAGAUAGUCUCGAUGAGCAAUACGAUAACCAGGAAGGCGCCAACCCAGAAAAGCAUCGCUACUGCGCCGAAAAUGCAUACAUCAACAAUGACGCCGACGUUCCCGCGGUACUAGAGGAGGCCUUCACCACUCUGCCACACCGAAAGGCAUUCGCAUUGUGGUUCCCCAUGAACCCAUGCAGCCGUCGGAAGCUGCCCGAUAUGGCUCUAAGCAUGCAGUCCGAUCAUUACUUUGCCCUCUACACCGUUUGGGAGGAUGAAUCCGAUGAUCAGCGGUGCCAAUCCUGGGUAAAGGAUGUGAUGAAGAAGGUUGAACGCCAAUCAGUCGGAGCAUACCUGGGUGAUUCAGACUUCCAGGUCCGAAGAACUAGAUUCUGGGCUGAUGAUAAUGCGGAGCGUCUGAUGAAAAUUCGCCGGAAGUGGGAUCCCCAAGGUCGGGUUUGUGGAUACUUGGAUCAAGACGACAAGUCGGGAACAAAUGGGUUGAAAAACGUUCAUGAAUGGAAGCUGUGA